Messenger RNA from Gambusia affinis (western mosquitofish), 3025 nucleotides. It is a transcript of the gene sv2, whose product is annotated as synaptic vesicle glycoprotein 2. Gene Ontology annotation, biological process: transmembrane transport. Gene Ontology annotation, cellular component: membrane. The transcript has 13 exons. The record is from RefSeq and is a predicted model, not a curated record. NCBI's taxonomy places the organism in Eukaryota, Metazoa, Chordata, Actinopteri, Cyprinodontiformes, Poeciliidae. Bases 37 to 1680 code for a protein of 547 amino acids. Gene Ontology annotation, molecular function: transmembrane transporter activity.
CGUAGCCACGGAGACCACAAGCUGUCGGAGGGCAGAAUGUCCCGUAACAAUAAUGGAGAAGAUAAGGAGACGCGAAGGCCGCUUCUCAGCGGGAAUCAGCUGGAUCCAACCGAGCCGGACUCUGAUGAAGGUGAGGUGAUUUUCGACAGAAGGUCAUCAGCCAUCUCCGAUGAAUCUGGAGGGAGCACAACAAAAAGACUCACUUAUGAGGAGGCGGUUGAAGAAGCAGGUUUUGGUCUGUUCCACUGGCUCCUGCUGGCCGUGUGCGGCUGGGCCAACGCCAGCGACGCCGUGGAGAUCCUCUGCGUGUCUUUUCUGCUGCCGACGGCGCGCUGCGAUCUGCUGCUGAGCUCCUCGGACAUGGGCCUGCUCACCGCCAGCAUUUUCCUCGGAAUGAUGGUUGGCGGCUACAUGUGGGGAUACCUGGCUGACAAAAGGGGGCGCCGUAAGGUGUUGGUGGUGUCGCUGACCGUAAAUGGGCUGUUCGGAGGGCUGGCCAGCGCAGCUCCGUGGUUCUGGCUCUUCCUGCUGCUGCGGUUCAUCAGUGGCAUCGGGGUGGGUGGUUCCAUCCCCGUCAUCUUUUCCUACUUCUCAGAGUUCAUGCCCCGGCUGAGGAGAGGAGCCAUGAUCAGCGCUCUGGCCACCUUCUGGAUGGCAGGAAACAUCCUGGCUGCAGGUCUGGCCUGGCUAGUGAUUCCCAGAACCUGGGCCCGUUUCUCUCUGGGAACGUUAGACUUCCAGAGCUGGAGACUGUUUGUGGUGCUAUGCUCGGUUCCCAGCAUCUCCUCCGCCGUCCUCUUCAAGCUGCUCAUGCCCGAGAGCCCAAAGUUCCUCAUGGAGGCGGGUCGGGCAGAAGAGGCAAUCCGUGUCUUCAGGCUGAUGUUUGAGAUGAACAUGAAGGGAACAGAAAAGGCUUUUCCGGAAUUUGCUUUGCGUACAAACUCCAAGCCAGGAGGGGAAUUCAGAGAGAUCGAAUCUGGCGAUCCAAAGAGAAAACAUCUCAUGAGUGUUUUGAAAGAGGGCUUGCUUCCCAUCAAACAGAUGUUCAGCGGCUCUAUCAAAGCCCGCAGUAUCGUUCUGCUUAUCAUCUUCUACUGCAUCUCGUUUGGGUACUAUGGGCUGUGGAUGUGGUUCCCAGAGCUUUUCGCUCGAGUUGAGAGCAGCGGCGGCUCUCCCUGCGCCAACGUCUCUGUGCCGUCUGCGCUCAACAACCAAAGCUGUUACCCGGUCAAGACAGCAGUCUACAUGGAGGGCUUCAUCAUUGCUGCGUCGAACCUGCCAGGCAAUAUCUUCACCAUCCUCAUCAUGGACAGCACUGGCGGAAAGACCCUGCUGUCCUGCAGCCUGAUCGUGUCCAGUCUGAGCGUCUUCCUCAUCUACGUGGUCCAGACCAAAGUCCAGAGUCUGGGUCUGUCCUGCAUCUUUAGCGGGGUCUCUGUGAUCGCCUGGAACGCUCUGGACGUGGUGGGAACCGAGCUCUACCCGACCCAGCUACGGUCCUCGGCCUUGGGUUUUUUCACUGGAGUGGGCCGAGUGGCGGCCAUCAUGGGGAACGUGGCCUUCGGGAAGCUGGUGGACUCCAGCUGCACCGUUCCCAUCAUGCUGGUGUCGGCUCUGCUGCUGACAGGAGGCCUGGUGGCUCUUCUGCUCCCACAAACCAGGCAGACGGAGCUCACCUGAUCGCUGACUUUGGUUUUUAGAAACUCAAACAAAGCUCUUAAAGUUCUCCAGACCCAAACGAAUCUGGUGUGUCUGUUGCCUUCAGACAAUUCUCUGUGCCUUUUAUAUUCGGGCUCAUUUGCCAAAAAGCAAGAGAAACUAUGUGAUAUGUGGUGAGCUCCUGAGAGUAGAGACCCACCAAUCAGAGUUCUGCUGCAGAUAUAAAUAGACUUAUGCUGGUUUACUCAGCUGACAGUCUUUACUGUUGUUAUUUUGUGAACCAGAAUAGUUUGGUGACCUCUGCCCUGUGGUGCCGUACAUUUCCAAAUCCAGAUUGUUCCAGAAUUGAUAGAAGUUUAUAGCUCAACAGGAUGGUAAUGUUGGUGUUCUCUACUCAGCCUUCCUGUUAUCUUCGAAAAGUUUUGCUCUCUUCCCUUCUCUCAACCUAGAGGAGCCAAAGAAACCAAGUUCUUUUUAAACAGAUUCCUACUUUAUUUGAAUUUGUUUUACUGGUGCUGAAAAAUAGCUUUUAGUUUUAUUCACAUGGAAACAACUUCCACACCAGAGAGAGCUGCUGUUGCUGUUGCUGAUCGGAAAUAAAAAUCUGAUUUUUGAGCUGCCAACUGGCUGGUCUCCAGUUGGUGACCCAAUGAAGCUGAAAUUUGUGCAUAAUUUUAUAUACAAACACCAACUUUUGAAGAUGAUUCAGGGAUUACAUAUGUGUUUGUUUUUGUCACUUAAACAUUGUAAAGAAUGUAUGAUUAGUUUACGUGUCACUUUUGUGGUUUUUAGGGGAAUAUUCCACAUUGAUGUUUUACUACAGCAUUCUUUGAAUGUAACAUGGAGCUAGAAAGUUGCAUGUUACACAAGCUGGUUGUUAUUAAAUGUCAGAGCCUUGCUAAUUUACAAGAUGCCUCUUAUUAACGUUCAGUGAAGUAACCAAAACAAUCCUGUUGCUGUUAGACUUUUAAAGUGCUCUUUUAUAAAUCUAUGUAUAUGUAUUUAUGUCUAUGCAGUUGAAUUCACUAAGUGUCUUUUGUUGAACAAAAUCAAAUGAAGAGAAAUACAUUAAUAUAAAUAAUCGUUGAGUUAACGUCAAGCAGUUUGAUCUGACAAUACAAUAUCAGAUCCAUUAUUCUCCAAAAUUGCUCUUUUUUUAAAACUGAUAUGUAAAUAAUUUGAUUAGAGAUGAUUGAAAUACUGAUUUAAUUGGUAAACAUUUUGUUCAACUUAUUAAACCAGAUGUGCUGGAAGAAGUCAGUUUCAACAACAGUUGCCACUGUGAGGCAGCGUUUCUUUCAGCUUUCAAUGUUCUCCAAUGACAAUCACUUACUACAUUCCAAAAAUAAAAGUACACUGACUGAAA